Messenger RNA from Linum trigynum, 3268 nucleotides. NCBI's taxonomy places the organism in Eukaryota, Viridiplantae, Streptophyta, Magnoliopsida, Malpighiales, Linaceae. The record is from the annotation of a GenBank genome assembly.
CCACGUGGUCCCCCUAGUGUGGUUGGAAGUAAUCACAAAUUCACAAUCAUAUUUUUUGGUUAGUGAUUUAAUUACUGGAUUCCUAUUUAACGCCCUAACUUUUUAUAAUUGUCGCCCUAAAUUAAUCAAACAGACAAUAUUACCCCCGCCCAUCGCCCUAAUCCCUUGCCGGUGGAAGAAAAAUCCGGCUGAUGAAAUUCACUAGCGGCUGAAGAAUCGCGCCCUGCUGCUCUGCUGUUCGGUUGACGGAAACCUUCAUAGCUGCUCUACUGCUUGGUUGAAGAAAAACAAAUCGACUGCUCUGCUUUCAGGGCUGCUCGCUCCGCCCCAUCUCCGCCGCCAGGACUGUCGCUCCAUCGAUGAGAGAAACACAUCCUGCCCCACCGGCCGUCUCUGCUACUGAUGGAUUCUGAAUUGUCGGGUUCAACCGUCUGCCGAUCGAUGGUUUUCGUAGCAGGAAGAAGGAAUCCGCCGCGCCGAGGUUCUUCGCGGUCGAGGAAGGAGGAGGAAGAAGACGGAUCGUCGCGGUUGAGGAGGGAGAGUGAAGCCUGAUCGUCGACACUCCUUCAUCGACCUUCCGUCGACUGUCAGUAGGGCUUCACUUCUUCAACCCCUGCCAUUGCCUCGCCGGAAUUCUCUCCACCCGGAUCAAGUCCCUCAACGUUCGUAUCGAAACCAAAACAAAGGGUCAACGAGCCACCGCGAGAAAUCCUUAGGUCGAUGAUAGCAGCACUCGGCGACGACGAAGAUUACCAGCAGCACUCCCAGCCGCUUCGAGGAAUCCCUAGGUCAAUUUUGACGUUUUUUAUUCAUAGGAUUAGCACUCGCAGCAGCCGAAGACUUCCAGAAGCCCUCCCAGACGACGGCGACGGGUGUUAAUCCUGGGCGAAAAUUUGUUAGGAAAUUUUUUGGGGGCAAAAACGUCAGAUUAACUAGUUAGGGCGACAAAAUUUAAAAAAUCUAGAGCGUUAAUUAGUACGUCCCUUUAAUUAUAGUUAGCUAAACCAUUUUUAUUAGUGAUUUAAUUAUGGUUAGCAAAAUCAUGAAUUUUAUGAUUAGUAAUUAACCACUAACCAUGAAAGUUAAAAACCAAAAACCACAACUAUCUAUCAACAUAUUACAUGUUAGUGCUUAAAGUUAAUAUUAACUUAUAUGCAUAUAAACUUUUGGGGACUUUCUUUAGGACUUAGUAUUUUACUAAUUUAUUUGUCAUGUUGUGGAAUCAGUCAUGUAAUAUUUCUACUUAUAUGGAAUGUUGAAUUAUUAAGGGUAAUAACUAUUUAUUAAUUAAACAUAUUUUUUAUUAUUUUUUAUUAGCCAGACCUAUCAAAAUAUUAAGAAUUAGCUAAAUGUUAACUUCCAGUUAGUAAUUUUGUUAGGUUUGGAUGAUAUAAAAGAAUUUGAAAAAAUGUUUAAAUAAAAAAUAGACAUUACCCAAUUAUUAAAGCCACAACAACUAAAAUCGAUUCCCCGUUUCCCCAAAAAGAAAAGCGAAUCGCGAGCCGCGUUAGGGUUUUAACUUUCAUGGCGGCGGCAACGCCGGCGAGGACGCCGGACACGAUGGGCAAGCCACCGGACAACACUAGUGGCGUCCGGCGCCCUUCAGAAGUCUCCUCUUCCCCGAACACAAAGAAUGAAAAGGAGGAUACCCAACCAAAAAAGAAAGUUUGACCCCUAAACUUUAACCAACAAGAAGGAGUAGUUGAAGAUGUUACAACUGAUGAGAUGGAAGCGGAGGAAAGCCCACAGCCGGCGGAAAACAGAGAAGACAAGAGAGGCUCUCCGGUUUGGCAGGAAAGAACGCGUAGGCUCUUCAGGGAUGUAGUCCAACCGGACACCUGGUAUGUUGCUGAGUCCGACACGGAAGAUGUUGUGCAGGCUGAGAAGGAGGAGGAUGAACCUUUCGAUGAUAUGGAAAGUGACCCGUUGUGCCCAACAACUCCCUUUACAGCAGCUGAGAAGAUCAGAUGGAGGAGAGAGUGGCGGUCGGCGCUGGUUGUGAAGGGCCUUGGAAGAAAAGUACCGUACAUGGCGCUCUCCCGGCGUCUUAACUUCUUAUGGGCAAAGCAUGGUGAUCUACAGAUCUCGGAUAUUAAGAACGGUUGCUUCCUUGUUCGAUUCAGAAAGAAGGAGGACUAUGAAAUCGCCACCAGUGGAGGGCCGUGGCUAUUGGGAGAGAGUUACAUAACAGUGAUGCGAUGGUACAAGGGGUUUAACCCAUGGAAGUCGGAAGUGUCAUCAACGUUGAUAUGGGUACAACUCCCAGAGCUACCGAUCGAGUUUAUCAAUAAAGAGGCAGCUAUGAAGAUUGGGUCACUGAUCGGGAAUCCCUUACGAGUUGAUAGAGCCACGGAGGAGGGGGCUCGAGGAAACUUUGCACGAGUAUGUGUAGAGGUGGAUUUGAGGAAGCCACUGUUGUCCAAAUACAAAGUUGAGGGCAUCGAGUACCUAAUCCAGUAUGAAGAUCUUGAUCAUAUCUGUACGGACUGCGGCAAAUAUGAUCAACCUACUGAUCGAUACCGGUGUAAGGUUAUUGAUGAGGUUGUGCAUGAGUCGGUUGAGAUUGUCCCAGAAACCCAAGAUGCUGAACAAGGUCCAGGGAAGGGACCAACCUACGGCGAGUGGAUGAUGGUGAAACGGAAAGAGCGUUGCCCGAUCAGGAGAGACAAUAAUGCAGCAGAGAGAAAGGAAUAUAAGCAGAGGGGGAGUAACGUGCCCAAAGCACAAAAUCGGUUUGGGUAGGUAGGGGAUGAUUUGCACUCUGACAAACCAAGUGAGGCCAUGUCGCUAUCGAGAAAGACAUAGGCAAGGGCAAGGAAACUAUAGCUCAAUACCAAGAGGAGCCGAGGGCAACCAAGGGGGAUACCCUACCUAAGGGUCAAGCCAAACAAGUGCAUGCAAAAGAAACGGCUAGGAAUAAUAUGAACAGUGGUGAGGCGCAUAAAUGACGGAUAUGGCUCCAGGCCAGGGGACAAAGAAUAAUAAUGUGCUGAUGGAGAGAGAUAUUGGCCUUGCAACCAAGCAAAACCAUGAAAAAGUACCUCCGCCCAAGCAAACCUCAUCAAAGAUUGGGGGGGGGGGGGGGGGAGGGGGAAAAGGGGAAGGAAACUAACACCGGGAAAAGUCUAAAGAAGGCGAUGAUGGUCGCAACUCCGAUACACAACGUAAAGGCGCGGGGAGCCCAUCCCCUUCUGGUCAUAGAUGUGAAUACUUAGUUACAACUGCCGCGACCUGGAUAGUAAGCGAGCAGUAAAGUCACUAAAGUCGC